This is a messenger RNA of Venturia canescens, 960 nucleotides long. It is a transcript of the gene Det, whose product is annotated as Deterin. Bases 133 to 597 code for a protein of 154 amino acids. The record is from RefSeq and is a predicted model, not a curated record. NCBI's taxonomy places the organism in Eukaryota, Metazoa, Arthropoda, Insecta, Hymenoptera, Ichneumonidae. The transcript has 3 exons.
AAUUUUCCUGUGCUGCCAUCUCGAAAGCUGUUCAAAAUUUGAACGCUGCUGCACGGCGCGAGCUCAAGCUCAAUAAACAGAAAAACGCGCGAGAAGUUUUGCCCUUCAGCUGUUCGUUUUUGUAUCACAAAAAUGACAACGAUAACGGAAUUGUUCACUGGCUUAGAUAAAACAUUUUGGACACAAGGACGAUUGGAAACUUAUGGAAAGUGGCCAUUCAAACCUAAGGAUGGCACUUGCACAGCAGAGCGAAUGGCAACUGCCGGGUUUUUCGUGGUUGAAGGAACCGACGAUGUGGACGUCAGUGUCGAGUGUUUUAUUUGCAAGAAACAACUCGACGGUUGGGAACCGAAUGACGAUCCAUGGCAAGAACACUCCAAACACCAGGCUGAUUGUCCUUACGUUUUACUGAACAAACAGGAUGAAAAACAGUGGACCAUAGAUGACCUGUUCUUACUAAUAAAAGCUUACUUCAUCAAACAAUGUACAGGCACAACGAAUGAGGUAGUGAAAACCAUUAAGUGGAACAGUGCAACUAUGGCGAAGAAAAUUCCAAAGAUCUAUAGAGCCCAGCGUUACAGUCGUAAGGGAAAGUAAGCAAAGUGCCCAGGAAAGAAGGAAGGAGGCCUCAUGUCCACUAGCAAAUAUACAAAUAUUUUUUAAGCUUCACGUAUUUCAAUAAUUUGUUAUAAGAGUAGCAGUAUUUUUUACUUUUAAUAAUUUUCGAUGGUAUGCAAUCGAUAACUCAUAACCGUUUUGGAAUAUUUGUAAUUGCUAUCAAUAACAAUGCACGAUUUACAUGAAAAGACCGAGCAGUUCUUCACACAUUGAUCACGGGGCAAGUAUGCUCGGUCGAUGUGAAAACAAAAAACCAAUUUCUAGUAAGAAGGCUUAAAAAUAAUCGUUUUUCAAUUAUUAACGAAGCGUCGUACAAUUAAAAACAAGAUAAUAACGCUCGAA